AUAAGCAGUGAAUAGUCAAACUUGCGUUGCUUUUGGGCGCACACAGACAGAGAGCUGCUGCCAGCCUUCAAAGCAAAGGCAUGGCGUCGUCCAGUCUAGCGCGCGCGUGGGCGCCCUGGCUCUUCCUCGCUGUGCUAACGAUAGCGUUAGACGUUGCAGCUGCAGUCGAUGACUCCCCGCUCCUAAACAGCGGACGGACAUUGGCCCAGGCGGUCAGCUCGCAGAGCAAGUGCACUUGGAUUCAAGGCUCCUGCUACGUAAAUGACAAUUUUGCACUGUCUCUCAGUGGCAAUCCCACGACGGACACAAGCAAACUCCUCGCCAACACGGCCGCGCGGAACUACGCUUGCGACUCCCUGUCGAUUGAGUCUGCGUGCAAGGCCUCGGCCUCGUGCGUGUGGCUCAGCAGCAGCAGCAAAUGCUUGCUGGCCUACGCGGCCACCACAACGAACGCCCGCGGCAAGCUGUACUGCAGCGGCAGCUUGAUCGACACUGCCGUCACCUGCGCCACGCUGCCCGCAACCUCGUGCGCGGGCGACUGCAUUGCCGGUGACUCGGGCAGUGUGGGCGGCUUCCUCACGGCGUCCAGCCUCGAUGACCAAGCUCUGGAGGAGUCGGCCACGCACCUGGCGCUGGCAUUGGGCGCGACUUACACGGGCGAGGCGGGUACGGACAGCUGCAAGGCCAAGUGGCUGACCAACACGACGCUGGUCAAGAGCCUGUCCACCGCCAACGCCAUCAGCUCCACCACCACGGACGGAGGCCUUAUGCGGCUGUUGGCGCCCCUGUUUGUGCCCGACCUCAUCGGCAGCUGCAGCCCCGCAACCAAGGUGGCCGCCGCCGCCAAGGCCUGCGCCGCCGCCACAACCCGCACCGCCUGCGCCGCCGCCACCACCUGCUACUGGGCUGCCGACCCGGCGUCCAACAACACCGAGACCGCCGGCAAGUGUGACCUGUCUGUGCACGCCUACAUCACGAUGGGGACCAUUGACACGACGAACGACCCCUGGGGCGCUGCCUACGCCUCGGCCUACACCUCCUGCGCCGCCAUAACAUCUGAGACUGCCUGCACUAACUCCUCCACCGUGCAGCUCAACACAACCCUGGCAACCAGCUGGCUGACGCUCACGCCUUCCGACACCAUUGUUCCGUCUCCCGUCCAAUCACCCGGCGGAGGCAGCGCCGCUGCCGCUGCCAUGUCACUCCGGGUGCUGCUUCUGUCGGUGCUCGUGUCGCUCUUGGCACUUCGGUUUUAGGCACGGGGCACACCCGUGUGCUACGUGCUGUGGCAAAAUGUGGACUUAGUGUGUGUGUGUUUGUUGUGGUAAAUGCAUGAGUGUGUGGAGAUUGCUGAAAAUGUAUUAUUGAUGUCGCGGUCGUGGGCAUGCCGGGAGCAGCCGUGGGGAAGUUAUAUAUGCAGACUUGGCUUCCAUUGUGUUCGUGCGCGUGCAGUAAAUCAAGGUGGGUACCACGAGGGCAAUGCCGAGGCCUACCUGUUGGAGCGACUUUGGUUGGCACGGCAAAGGCACGUGGCUCACGAUGGAGUGAUGCGCAGGAGUGCGGGCGGGUGGAACAGGAUGGUGCGGGCGUGGGGAUAGACAUCACCACAUCAUGUGACGCUCUCACGCACCCUUACUCUCACGCUGUGUCAGCACCUCCGCGGGCC
Molecule: messenger RNA, 1666 nt
Organism: Chlamydomonas reinhardtii
Lineage: Eukaryota; Viridiplantae; Chlorophyta; Chlorophyceae; Chlamydomonadales; Chlamydomonadaceae
Exons: 7
Coding region: 81-1256 (391 amino acids)
Source: RefSeq, a predicted model, not a curated record